UGGGUGUUUAAUGACAGGAGGCAUUUCCUUCAAGGCGACACUUAGCAAGCAGGCAGCCUUCCCUGGGAGCAGAGAGAGGAGCGUAGGGACGGCAAGAGAAACAUUUUUGUCUGCGUAUUCCGUCGUGGGUCUCAGUUUGACCCCCUUAUGAUCAAUAAACCUGUGGACAAGAAAGAAGUUCGCAAAGCUAGGAAAAGUAAAUCCAGGAUACUUACCAAGGGCGGCGCAAUAACAACGGCUUUGAGGCGGAACAUAUUACAGCUCGCACGAGGACGGAGAAUGAACGGCAAAGAAGGAUCAGCACGGACAAUGUCUUGUGCCUCGCACGCUUCGGUAAGGUCAAAGGCUUCCUCCACCGAGGCGGCGGGGACCAAAGCUCGGGCGAAAGCAGAGGCAGCAAAAGCACGUCUGUCCUACGCUCGAAAAGAAAUGUCGCUCAAGGUGGAAAAAGCGCAACUGGAAGCGAAGAUGGAUAUGCUAUCGUUGCAGCAGGAAGCAGCGGCGGCUCUGGCCGAAGCGGAUGUCCUGGAAGCUGCCGUCGAAGGAAGUCUUCGGAGCAGUACCAAUCUGAACCUGGAACGGCUAUUUGAGGCUCCGGUCGACACUUUGGAGCGCACCAAAGAAUACGUAGCCAAGCAGGUCGAAACGCCGCUCCGACAGACGACGAUAUGGAAUGAGACGCAGCGUUACGAAUCACCGGAUGUCUACUCUGGUCAACACUCGCAUCACCAGAACGGAAGUAAAACACCUUCGCGGUCACGAGACACUCCGGCCACCCGCCCGUAUUCCAACAACAUGCAAGACAGUCGUGAAGCUUACAGAUCAAGUUCGAGUUCUUAUCAUCUCCCGUCCAGCCAGACAUCUCAUCGGUCUCUCUGUGAUCAAACUAAAAUGGCCGACUUUGCGAGAUAUUUAGCCCGGCGUGAGCUGGUUUCGACGAGCUUGAUCAAAUUCGAUGAUCAGCCGUGCAGUUACAGGGCGUGGAAGCAGUCCUUUCUGAACGCAAUCAAGGACCUUAACUUGACGCCAAGCGAGCAGAUGGAUCUGUUGGUGGCCUGGCUGGGGGAGGAGUCAGCGGAGCACGCCAAACGCAUCAGGGCUGUCCACGUCAACUCGGCAGACAGAGGACUAAGAAGAAUAUGGGAAAGACUGGAAACGUGUUACGGCGCACCGGAAAUGGUGGAGGACUCGUUGUUUGAACGAAUCGCCAGCUUUCCCAAGAUCAACAGGGAUUAUUUAAAGCUCCAUGAGCUGAGUGACUUUCUCAUAGAACUGAAGGCAGCCAAAGCAGAUGGAGACCUGCCUGGUCUUACAUAUUUGGACACAGCACGUGGACUCCAUUUAUUAGUUCGAAAGUUACCGUUCAACCUGCAAGAAAAGUGGCUCACUGUCGGAACAAACUACAAACUCCAACACCGUGUAUCCUUCCCCCCGUUUGAUGUUUUUGUGGACUUUGUUGAAAAACAAGCGAGAAUUCGAAAUGACCCAGGCUUCAAAUUCACAGCUCAUCUUGACACCUCAAAAGCAGGCGAAACUCAACGAAAGCCGAUUUUCUACGAUGCUGUCUCGGUUCAUAAAACUGACGUUCUCUCUUCUCCUACUCCUGCCAAGCCACGCUUCGAGAUUGACGAUCCCGAGACACAAUGUCCUAUUCAGAAAAAGCCUCACCCGCUCAAGAAAUGCCGUAGCUUCCGUAAAAAGCCGCUGGAGCAACGCAAGACGCUCCUAAAAGACAAUGCGGUGUGUUUGAAAUGUACGUCAACCCAACACAACGCCAAGAACUGUCAAUUCAUCGCAAAGUGUGAGACUGAUAAACACAUUUCUGCAAUUCCUCCUGAACCAGCGCCGGGAAUCCAAGAACCAAGUGCCCCUACGCAGGACGACGGGGAGAAAAUCCCAGAACCUUGUGAGGAGGUUAGUACUCGUUGUACAGAAGUAAGUGGAGAUCACCAGAACUCCAGAUCCUGCUCAAAAAUCUGUCUGGUCAAAGUAUACCCGAGUGGCCGUCCUGACAGAGCGUUGAAGAUGUACGCAAUCAUAGACGAGCAGAGCAAUGUCCCUUGCUUGCUCACAAUUUUUUGAGGUCUUUAACAUUCAAGGCCCUUCUGCUCCAUACUCCCUCCAAACCUGCUCUGGAGUGACAAAAACUACCGGGAGAUGUGUUUCAAAUUACAAAAUUGAAUCUAUGGAUGGAAAAGUGCGCCUCUCGUUACCAACCCUACUGGAAUGCGACGGUAUCCCGAACAAGAGGUCCGAAAUUCCGACACCAACCGCCGCAGCUGAUCAUGCACACCUUCAAUCGGUUGCUAACUUGAUCCCAGAGUUGGAUCCAAAUGCGUCCAUCAUGCUCCUUCUCGGGCGAGACAUCAUCUCAGUCCACAAAGUACGUGAGCAGGUGGAUGGACCGCGGGAUGCUCCCUAUGCUCAGAAACUCGACCUGGGAUGGGUCAUUGUUGGAAAUUUGCAUCUUGGAAGCGAUCGCAAGCUUGAACAAAAGCGAACGAGAGUCUUCAAGCCCCGCUCGAAUUUCUUUCAUCUAAAGGAGACAUAUAACCAGUUCCUUGCUCCUUCUCGCCCAAAUGGAACCUUCUCAAAGGGAUACAGAAUGAAAGGCGAUGAUAUCGGAGCUGCAGUGCUUCAGGAGACCAGAGAUGAAAACAGUCCAUCAAUUGGUAACAUCCCAUUCCUCCAAAUCGCAGAGAGAAAUUUCAAAAAGAACAACAUCUGGCUGAAGUUUCCUGACAACAAAGUCCAGGCCUUGGGUGGUUUUUGCUCUCUGAGAUGCAAUUUUGAGAGAAAGCUAGUAAUGAGACAAACAAUUCUUAGCUUAACGCCCCAAAAAAUUCAAAGUAAACAAGCUGAACUAGUCACAUUGAAUGACGAAAGGUGCUACUAUCAUCCAAGGAACAUCUGUAUGCCGUUUUACUACAGCAUCCAGCACCAUUCUGUGUCACCUGAUGAUGUCUUAUUGACAGGAACGUGCCUCAACAACAACCGUGUUGACCUUUUUCUCACACUUCAAAAGGAAGCUGUCGCCAUGACAGCAGACAAAUACAUCCAGGACGAUAACCCAUGUGAAGACAUACAAAGAAAGCGGGUGUCCAUGUCUUUGGGAACUGGUCUGAGACAGUCUGAGAAGUACCAAAAGAGAAGUUUGAACGCAUUCCCACCUCAGGAGCGUGCAAUCUCAACGCCUUUCAUUAAUGAUGGGUCACGAAUCGGAGAAGCUGAACCCCGUUCAGAAGAUAAAGCUCUCAUCAUUUUUGGCAAGCACUAUGUUUCUACACUUCUGAUCAAGCACUACCACCAGGAAACAUAAUAUCAGUCCUGAAAGUGCGUUACAAGAUGCUGGCUUAUGGAAUUUUAAUGGUACAACACGAAUGGAUGUGCCACAUGGUGCGGAUUCCAGUUUCAUCAACACAUCAGCAAUUCCUAGCUAUCCGGGGCCAAGUGAAACUGAUCCAUUCUGAUGGAGGAACCAACUUGUUCAAGAUUGAAGAUCGACAACACAAACGUGGAAAAGUUCCUGUCUGGUAAAGCUUGCAGAUUUUCAAUUUGAAGUUAAUUCAUAUGAGCGGGCCAUGGAACCAGGAUGGAUCCUCAAACUGACUCUUUAGAGACUCUCCAGUUUUCAAGGUGAAGAACCAAGUCUCAAAAAAGGGACAGGAACACAAUGUUCCUGUGGCCAGUCAAAAACAAUUCUACUUAUGGGGCCAGAGAAGCCAUAGUAUUAUUUUGGACAUUUACGUAGAGAUAAACUUCUCUAGAAGUUAUCCUGUUGCCACCUAGUUGCAUCUUACGCUCUACAGAGGAACCUUGAAAGUUAUCAGCAGGUCUUAAAAUAAUGGAAAAACAUGAGUGAGGUGUGCAUGUUGUCGACUUGGGAAAGUAAGCUAGCACGGAUUAGCAUGUCCAUGAAAAUAUGAAGAAGUUGCUGAGAGAAGUGAAGAUGGUUUGUGAUUAAAGUGAUUUGAGUUAUGGCUGUGAUCACAAUGAGUAAACUCUUAAGUCAAGGUACCGCUGUAUAUAGUUCUGCUUUUCAAUUGUAUUUCCAAAGGCGAGGCGUAAAAAGAUGUUUCUAUCACCUCAGCUCGGUAAAUCUAUCCGCGGGAACGCGAGCCCCUGCAGUGCGCCAAUUUUCUCCCAUCGCAAAGUUUGAACGUUUUCCAAAGAUCCCCGGCAGAGGCAGCAGUAAAUAAUAAAAGAAGGAGACGGAGCGAUAGAUGGUGUGACGUAUAGAACCGAGUCCAAAGCAGCGUCGGAAAGGUUUAGAGGUCACAGGCAGACAGUGAGAGACAGGUCAUUACAGGAGAAAGGGCGGUUUUAUUAGCCGAGAAAGGUUUUCAUAACACGCCCUCGCCGCAGCUGACAGAGGUGAGGAGCCGUCACUCUGCUGCCUCCGACAAAAGGGUGAAGAGGAUGCUGCAGGAAGCGCCUUUCAUUUAGGAAAGAAAAGACGAAAUCAAAAAAAAAAAAAAAGUAAAGCCCACUAGGCUUGAUUUUGUCAUUUUUCCAUCACACGUGACGAAAAGAAAAAUCAGAAUGAAGAGUGCGCGCAAAUGUCAAUCUCGACUCAAAACAUGUUUGUUUAUUAAGUUGGAAAAUCUUCAAAAAAUAUGGAAAAACAGCUUGUAUUUCAAAAUAUUUUGAGAUGAAAACAAUCUCAGCACUAUUCUUUGCCGCCAUGCUUUGCCCGAUAGUUUAGAAAGUAAAUUUAUCACAGAAAGUAAAAUGGGAAGCUGGUAAAAAAACAAAAACAAAUGACAUGGUACGACUUCUUUUUUUGUUGCCGUGGGAAUGAUUUAAGAGCGAGCUUCUCAUUUGGCUGCCGUAGUCGUGCGAGGACCUUGGAAAACAGAGCAAGUCCCAAAGCGGUGCACGAGUCUCCCCGGGAAACACGGCGACGAGCUUUCAAGGAUGCCGAGACACUUCAGGGCCGCUGCUUGCCGUCUUUGGGACCGCAUCCACAACUUGAUUAGCUCUUUGCUUUUUCUGCGCCUGCCUGAUUUGGUAGUCGUAUUUUCUUUUACGGCAGUCCGACCGAUGGAAAAGAUGUUUAAAGCGCAAUUUUGUUCACUCGACCCUGAAACCACAUAUUGUCAUAAAACACGCAAAUGUUCAUAAUGUUAAAUACGAAUAAAGCUACCCCGAAUCCAAAACGGCAACAGUAAUGGAUGUCCAUAACGGGGUGGUAAUGAUAUAACUGCCUGAUAUGAAAUGGAAAUGUUAGAUGAUUCCUUUGAAAUAAAAGAACCUUUUUAUGGUACAGUCUGUGCCUUUAAAAUAAGCGCAGAUGCAAAUAGUGAUAUUACAGGAACCCUGUGGCAAAAUAAAUAUCAUAAAGAUUUUUAAGUCUUCCAUUAAAGCAAACUUAUCUUUUGUGUUUUAUCAAAAUAAGACAUUUGCAUUUUACAAUGGGUAACACUAAGCAACAUUUAUUUACAAGCUUCUGAUGUGGACAAAAGAAAGUAAUUUCAAUUUAUUUUAAUAUCAUGUGACUCAACCCUGCUUUUGCUUAUUUAUACGCAUAGCCAAAAUAAAAAUUGCUUUUCGCCA
Messenger RNA from Syngnathus typhle (broad-nosed pipefish), 5556 nucleotides. RefSeq lists its product as uncharacterized. The transcript is spliced from 2 exons. Bases 148 to 2082 code for a protein of 644 amino acids. Lineage: Eukaryota; Metazoa; Chordata; Actinopteri; Syngnathiformes; Syngnathidae. The record is from RefSeq and is a predicted model, not a curated record.